Apus apus (common swift) is the source of this 2393-nucleotide messenger RNA. It is a transcript of the gene MLYCD, whose product is annotated as malonyl-CoA decarboxylase. The record is from RefSeq and is a predicted model, not a curated record. Lineage: Eukaryota; Metazoa; Chordata; Aves; Apodiformes; Apodidae. The transcript is spliced from 5 exons. Gene Ontology annotation, cellular component: mitochondrial matrix; peroxisomal matrix. Gene Ontology annotation, biological process: positive regulation of fatty acid oxidation; fatty acid biosynthetic process; malonyl-CoA catabolic process. Gene Ontology annotation, molecular function: malonyl-CoA decarboxylase activity. Bases 31 to 1536 code for a protein of 501 amino acids.
UGGCCCUGCGGCUGCGGCGGGAGGGCCGGGAUGAGCCGCCUGGGCCCGUGUCUGCGCCCGCGGCCGCUCCUGCGCGGGCCCUGGGCGGUGCCGCGGGGGCUGCGCCGCGUCUCGCUGGCGGCCGUUCUGCGCCGGGGCCCGGCGGGCUCCAGCAGCGCCUCUGCUGCGGGCAUGGAGGAGCUGCUGAGCCGCUCCGUCCCGCCGCUGCCGCCCUACGAGACGAAGGAGAAGGCGCCGCCUCCGGCCGAGCCGCGCAGCGCGGAGUUCAUGCGGUUCUACCGCGCCCUGCAGGCCGGGCCGCCCCGCGCCCAGCUCCUCACCCGCCUGGCCCGCGACUUCGGCGUGGACCAUGGCCGGGUGGCGGAGUUCGGCGCCAAGGUGCUGCAGGCCCGCGAGCAGCAGCGGGAGAUGGGCGCCCUGCUGCAGGCCGAGGACCGGCUCCGCUACUACCUCAACCCCCGGUACCGGGGUCUCUUCCAGCACCUGGGCCGCCUUGAGGGCGGGCUCCGCUUCCUGGUGGAGCUCAGGGGCGACCUGAUGGAGGGGCUGGCGACCAAGGCAGUGGAUGGGCCUCACGUCAAGGAAAUGAAUGGAGUUCUGAAGAGCAUGCUUUCAGAGUGGUUCUCCACAGGAUUCCUAAAUUUGGAACGAGUCACUUGGCAAUCACCUUGUGAGGUGCUCCAGAAAAUUAGUGAUUCGGAAGCUGUGCAUCCUGUUAGGAACUGGGUUGACAUGAAGCGUCGAGUUGGGUCGUACAGAAGGUGCUACUUUUUCUCUCACUGUGCAAUCCCAGGAGAGCCAUUGAUAGUCUUGCAUGUUGCACUGACCAGUGAUAUCUCCAGCAGCAUCCAGGCCAUAGUGAAAGAAGUGCCACCUUUAGAAUCAGAAGAUACAGAUAAAAUUACAACAGCAAUUUUCUACUCAAUCAGUUUGACUCAGCCAGGACUGCAAGGUGUGGAACUUGGGACUUACCUCAUCAAACGGGUUGUAAAAGAGCUGCAGAAAGAGCUUCCUCAGAUCAAAGUUUUUUCUACUCUUUCACCUAUCCCAGGAUUCACAAAAUGGCUUGUUGGUCUCCUCUCCACACAAACAAAAGAACUGGAAAGAAAUGAACUUUUUACAGAAUCAGAAUGGCAAGAAAUCUCUGAGAUCACAGGAGACUCUACUACUGAAACACUGAAGAAACUCUUAAACAACAACGAGUGGGUGAGAUCAGAAAAAUUAGUGAAAGUGCUGCAUUCACCAUUCAUGAAGCUCUGUGCCUGGUAUUUGUAUGGAGAGAAACAUCGUGGCUAUGCUCUUAAUCCAGUAGCAAAUUUUCAUCUUCAGAAUGGUUCUGUGAUGUGGCGGAUAAACUGGAUGGGGGACACAAGCCCUCGGGGCAUCGCUGCUUCCUGCGGCAUGAUGGUCAACUACCGGUACUUCCUGGAGGACACAGCCAGCAACAGUGCUGCAUACCUGGGCUCUAAACAAAUUAAAGCCUCAGAGCAGGUUCUUUCCUUGGUGUCUCAGUUCCAGCAAAAUAGCAAGCUUUAAUUAAAUACUAUGAAAACUAAGAACAAGUGUUCCUCACCUAUAAAGAGCUGUGAUACUUCAAAGUGUCUAUAUUUAAACGAGAAUGUCUGUUAUAAAACAAAUUUACUCAGCACAGCAGGAUGCCAAGCUAUCUAGGUUAUCAGUUGUCUUGCUUUCAUUGCCAUGUACUCAAAACCUGAUUUGCUGUAAGUUCUAGACAUCUGUUACAUGCAGAUUGGUUGAUGGUAUGUGUUAAAGGGUGAGUAAAAUUCUCUCAAUCAGGUACAACUCAGAAGUGGCUGGACUGGAAAAUACUUGAGCCAUACCAUUAUUCUGUUGGUAAUAAACCUUGUCUUGGAAGGGAGUGGCACUGAUUUUUCAUAAUACUGCUGUAGAUAGUUCAGUACCAAAGUACCUGGAAAGAAGUACUCAAUGAAGAUAAAUUACUGGUCAAAUAUACUAGCAAAACAGUAGUCUAUAAUUUUAUUUUAAUAGUAUUUGUAUUUUUUCCCCUUAAAAAUUCAUGUCAAAGGUUCUGGUAUUUUCCUUUUUCAAAAGGAAAAUCCCCACUGACUCCUUGCUUUGGUGGACUAUGGAAAGCCUUGCAUUACUACUGUAGAGGAAUCAGGAUCUCUCAGUGUAGCAGGUAUGUAGUGUUAUAUUUGCACUUUUGUCUGCUAAAAUAUAAUGAGCAAGGAGGAAGUGUUCGUAUAGGAGAGGGAAAUAAGAGAGGCUGAUACUUAGGGGUCAGUUGAGAAGUUUCCAAAUAUGUAUAUCGUAUUUUGGGUCUGUUAAUUUUUUAAGUUCAUAAAGAGAUAUUUUAAUAAUGAGGUAGGUGUGACCUGCAAACCAAUAAAAUAAACUUUCUCAAUAAAUAA